Messenger RNA from Cadophora gregata, 828 nucleotides. RefSeq lists its product as uncharacterized. Lineage: Eukaryota; Fungi; Ascomycota; Leotiomycetes; Helotiales; Ploettnerulaceae. The record is from RefSeq and is a predicted model, not a curated record. Gene Ontology annotation, molecular function: protein binding. Bases 1 to 828 code for a protein of 275 amino acids. The transcript has 2 exons.
AUGGCAGAUCGUCAUGAAGGCAAACCUUUGGAGACUGAAACUGGCACAUAUCUGUGUCAGUGUGUUCGUUGCCGCAUAGGUGGAUCUCGGUUUUGCCUUGGACAAGAACGAGUUCGAAAGCACUGCACAUCUGUUGCCCGACUUGUAUCAAACUGCGUCGACACCGUUGUCGUCUUUGUGGGCGCGGAAGAGCGUAAAUUCGUUUGCCAUAAGGCUAUCUUGGGUUUUAGCUCGGACUUUUUCGAUGCUGCCUUCUAUGGAACUAUGAAAGAAGCUAACGAAAGUACUAUCUCGAUGCCAGAAGAAGACUGUACUGCCUUUCAAGCCUUUGUUAGUUGGGCAUACACUGGUCAAAUCAACAGCUGUGUGUGCCCCGAAGAGCUUUGGGUAUUAGGAGACAAAUUGCAAAGCGCAAGGUUUUCCAACGCAGUCAUGUUUCAUAUGUUUGAUGGAUACCGCGAUGAAGAUACUUUCAUCAGCACUAAAAGUGUUGAAAUUGCAUUUUACGAAAUAGCAGAUGGCUCGAAGCUCCGGAAAUUCUUGAUGGACUUACUCAACGUUCAAGGUCCUUUCUGCAAAAGGGUGCUGGAGUCAAAAAAGGCAGCAGGCUAUGUCAGGGAUUGGCAGCGUCUUAUACAGAGUGGUGGAGAUAUUGUACUACAAAUUGUCCAAAACGCUUCUCUUAUCGAUGACUAUUGGGCUAAUUGGGAUGAUGCUGAGGAGGAGAUACCAACAUGGAUGGAAAGUCAGCACAAAUAUUUGCUUCCGAUAACCUCCCGACCAAUCGAUGAUUUCCUCCAAGGCAAGAAGAGAUCCACGCCACUGUGA